AUGGGUAGAUUUGGAAAUCAAGCGGAUAAUUUCUUAGAAAAAUGGCCAGUUUUAGCAUUCACUGGUGCACCAGCUAGCUUUCCCGUGCAGAAAGAAAAUGUCUAUUUACAAAAAUUUUUAAAAUGGAAUAAUGGCAUUGUAAACAUGAUGAAAAGUUUCAUCAAAAAGAAUAUGAGUGGUGGUGGAUUUAUAGAAAAGUCGGAAAUAAUUAAGCAAGUAAAGCGAGCUAUUAAGAAGUUGAGUGAUAUAAAAUUUCUCUUCGUUGCUUCAGAUUCUAAUCAUAUGAUAGAAGAUUUCAAAACGGCUUUACGUCAAUUUGAUCCUUUG
Molecule: messenger RNA, 327 nt
Organism: Iphiclides podalirius (scarce swallowtail)
Lineage: Eukaryota; Metazoa; Arthropoda; Insecta; Lepidoptera; Papilionidae
Source: the annotation of a GenBank genome assembly